AUGCUCCCAGGGGUGGUUUGUUUGAUCCCCGGACGAGGCAAACCAUUGGCCGCGUCGACAGAUUCUGUUUAUGGCCCUCAUCUAACUGGCGCAGACACCGUUAUUGGGUUUGAGCAUGGAGCCUGGCAUCUUGCGCUUGCCGUGGCACGCUUCAAUGCCUGUCUGGUCUGGCGUUCAAUGUUUCCUCCUCUUUGGCGACCAGACACAGUACGGUACCGAUCAUCUGGGGGAGAUAAAAUGUCCAGUGCUGCCACGACUUUCAACGCUAGUGCAACAUAG
Molecule: messenger RNA, 279 nt
Organism: Pochonia chlamydosporia 170
Lineage: Eukaryota; Fungi; Ascomycota; Sordariomycetes; Hypocreales; Clavicipitaceae
Exons: 1
Coding region: 1-279 (92 amino acids)
Source: RefSeq, a predicted model, not a curated record